Molecule: messenger RNA, 1767 nt
Organism: Puntigrus tetrazona (Sumatra barb)
Lineage: Eukaryota; Metazoa; Chordata; Actinopteri; Cypriniformes; Cyprinidae
Gene: noxo1b
Product: NADPH oxidase organizer 1b
Exons: 8
Coding region: 93-1517 (474 amino acids)
Biological process (GO): superoxide anion generation
Molecular function (GO): protein binding; superoxide-generating NADPH oxidase activator activity; phosphatidylinositol binding
Source: RefSeq, a predicted model, not a curated record
UAAAUGAGGCUUAGGAUGCUGGUGAUGCUGAAGAAGAACCAGGAAGAAUAGAGUUCAUACCGUGAUCUCGCUCAUCAGAAACCGCUUCAGCUAUGAGUGAUCCGCGCUUUCCGGUCGACGUCCGACUCAUCGGAGUAAUGAAGAAAGACAAGGACAAAAAGUUCAUGACAUCAGUGCUGUGGUCAGACCAGACUGAGUUGAUAGUGUACAGAUCUUUCCGGGACUUCAAAACGCUCCAUAGGCAACUGAAAAAGAAGUUUCCUGUGGAGAAUCACUUUCGUAAAGAAGAUAGAGUGCUUCCCAGAUUUGGAGCCCAGUUCAUGGUGACUUCAUUUCAGAUGAAAGGUUUGGAUAAGUCAGUGUCUCGUCUAAGGUAUCUGGAGAAGUACUGUUCCAACCUGUUGCAGUGCGACACAACUGUGUCACAUUCCACAGACGUUAUUCAGUUCUUCUUGCCAACCGAACAGGAGCUCCGACCGGAAUAUACCCAGAACAGUGUGAUGAUUCUGCAAUCAGACAACAUAAACAAUGUCAGCGGAGGACCUGAAUUGGUGAAUAAAAAUCUAAACAAUGGCAAUGUGUCCCAGCCAUUUGUAUCCAAGACGUAUCGGUGUGUGGCUCCAUAUGAGACAAAAGAUACAAAGAACAGGCCAUUUAAAGUAGCUGUGAAUGAAAGACUGGAUGUGCUGAUUAAAGACAAAGCAGGUUGGUGGCUUGUUGAGAAUGAAGAUAAACGUCUAGCUUGGUUUCCUGCUCCCUACUUGGAGUUAUGUGAUGAGGAAGGGGAAGAGGAGGAUGUUGAAGAUGACUUUUAUUCCCCAACCUAUCAAAGUUCUCUGUACUGCGCUACAAGAAGCUACACCUCAAAAAAAGAGGACGAGAUCUCUCUGAGCAUCGGUGCUGUUGUGGAGGUGUUACAGAGGUCUGAUAAUGGCUGGUGGCUUGUUAGAUAUAACAGAAAGGCCGGGUAUGUGCCCUCCAUGUACCUGAAGCUCUACAGCAGCCCCAGCUUUGGCCUUCAGACACUCCAGAGGAAACUUCACAGCUCCACUAUCAACCUGUCUGCCAGCAACUCUUUCAAACUGGAGCCUCAGGUCCGUUCACGAAACAGAAGGAAUAGUUUUCUUAAAUCAAACUCUGUGGAAAUGCUGUCUGAGCCGGGACAGCAUGAGGAAGCUGGCAGCUUCAGCGAUGACGGAAACGAUUUCAGCUUCAGUUCCUCUGACACCACCUCCAUGAGCCCAAGCAUGUCCAGCUCAGAGGGGGAAGAGGGCCUGAGACAGCAGGAUAAAGAGCCAGAAAGCAACGAUAGUGGUAUGUCCAGCGGUCAGUCCAGCCCCUCCAGCUCAGACACUGAUCACCCAAUGAAAGGAGUCGGAGCUCCCAGGGUGCCACCAAGACCUCAGACUCAGGAGAUCCUACGUCGCUGCACGACCUACACCCGAAAUGUUGCUCUGGCGACCUCUGCACGCCUGGCCCCUGAAAGAGAAAUCAUGGUACAUGGAGGGAGAGCAUGAAAGAAGUGCAUAUGACAAUAAGAGACUCUUUCCUUUUCUGCCUUCUUUUUGAUCAUCUUUGAGCAUGAUACUACAAUAUUAAUCUUUGUAAUCUCUUUGUAAUGGGGAAAUAUUAAUAGUAUAAAUAUUCAAUUAAUCAAAUAUAUUAUACAUAACCUGUUAAGGGUAGUUACAGUGUACAUAUUUAAAGGGUUGUUUUUCAUUAAUGUUGUAUUCAGAACUGUUAUCUGUAGUCCUGAGCUUCCAUUCA